Molecule: messenger RNA, 1266 nt
Organism: Cordyceps militaris CM01
Lineage: Eukaryota; Fungi; Ascomycota; Sordariomycetes; Hypocreales; Cordycipitaceae
Exons: 5
Coding region: 1-1266 (421 amino acids)
Source: RefSeq, a predicted model, not a curated record
AUGCAGCUUCCCAACUCUGCUGUGAAGUUGCUGUCGUUGGCUAUCUUGGUGGUGCCAGCUGUCGCGGCGCUUGACUGCGUCAAUGAAGUCGACCACAAGAAGGAGUACACAACCAACGGCAAAGUCUACAAGCUUUACUGUAAUAGCGAGAUCAAGCCGAUUACGCCUUCGGAACGUAUCGACAACGUUGCGACCCCUGAAGAAUGUGCCAAUCGUUGCGCUCAGAAAAGCGACUGCCGCCAUGCUUACUACCCUGCAAACAAUGGAAGGACUUUCGAGCUCCUCUGCGGAUAUGCCAACCCCUCUCUCGGCUACCAGACGAUCCCGAACGUUAACUCCUUAAGAGCUUGCGCUGAAAAGUGCGCUCUGGAUUCGAAAUGCGCAAAUGCCGAGUACCACAUCACCACCGGCGAUUGUAUUCCCUCCCCUGCUCGCGCAACACUAGGGCCUUUCUCUGACCUUGACAGUGUCUCUUUUGAAACUACAGGUGUGAACAACUGCAAGUUUUAUGGACCUGGAGACUACUCUACUGUUCACAAGCCUGGCGUUCACCACCACUACGCUACCAGCCCGCCCACGUCGGCACCGGACCACUUCGGGUCAAAGAGGUGUUCCACAGCGUGCCCGGAGGCGGAUGGACAGAUUUUUGCAAGUCCUACCGGAGAGAACUUUGUCAUGUCUUGCAAAAAGCGUCAUGGUACUACAUACCUCAAGGACGUCCCAGACCGGUACCCGUCGUUCGCAUCAUGCAUGACAGCAUGUGGCGCCGUGCCCGCUUGCCAGAGCGUCGACUACGAGGCCAAGACAAACAACUGCUACUUCAGCACCAACUCCAAGUCGCCCACCAUUGCGGCUAAAGCCUUCAUGAGCGCCCACUCUGCAGGGUGCUCCGGCGCGUGCGCAGGAUGUGCCGACGACAGCUGCAAAGACCUCGAGAAAGGCCCUCUCGGUCCUAGAAAGUACGGCUGCCCCGCCAACCAUGGCAAGCCUAUUACGGUCAAUGGCGUGGAUUUCCAAGUCGCUUGUCAGCAUGCCAUCAACAGCCAUCCAUACACGCAGGUCACAGCGGAGAGCUAUGAAAAGUGCAUUGAGCUUUGCGCUGCCAACGCCAACUGUGGUGGCGUGAACUGGAUCGGCAAGACGUGUUACCACCACCCGGACAACAACGCGGAUGAGAGCUCCGCGUUUGUCCAUCAACGUGCUGACUCGGACGCUUACGUCAAGAUCCCUGGACAUCUCUACAGCUCCCUGUCCCAGGCGUCGUGA